Trichosurus vulpecula (common brushtail) is the source of this 9041-nucleotide messenger RNA. It is a transcript of the gene UHMK1, whose product is annotated as U2AF homology motif kinase 1. Gene Ontology annotation, molecular function: ATP binding; ribonucleoprotein complex binding; RNA binding. The coding region runs from base 219 to 1478 and encodes 419 amino acids. NCBI's taxonomy places the organism in Eukaryota, Metazoa, Chordata, Mammalia, Diprotodontia, Phalangeridae. Gene Ontology annotation, cellular component: neuronal ribonucleoprotein granule; nucleus. The record is from RefSeq and is a predicted model, not a curated record. Gene Ontology annotation, biological process: peptidyl-serine phosphorylation; positive regulation of translational initiation; regulation of protein export from nucleus. The transcript has 8 exons.
GCUUUGGAAUUGGCUCUUCGUCGACUUCCGGCAUCCCCAGGGGGCUUCCGCUGUCAUGGCGGCCUGAAGUCUCUGCCGUCGCGCUGGUCGCUGCGGCCAUCCGUCAGACAGCGGAGUCGCUGGCCCCGCUGACGGGGAUGUGACCGCGGGCCCCUCCGGCGUGUCCCGGGCUCCGCGCCAGCUCUCCUGCCCGUCUGCCGCCUUCCCCUCAGCCCGUCAUGGCGGGGUCUGGCUGCGUGUGGGGCGCGGAGCCGCCCCGCUUCCUGGAGGCCUUCGGGCGGCUCUGGCAGGUGCAGAGCCGGCUGGGCAGCGGCUCCUCGGCCUCCGUGUACCGGGUGCGCUGCUGCGGGACUCCCGGAUCGCCGCCCGGGGCCCUCAAGCAAUUCCUGCCGCCCGGCACCACUGGAGCCGCGGCCUCGGCCGCCGAGUACGGCUUUCGCAAGGAGAGGGCGGCGCUGGAGCAGUUACAGGGCCACCGAAACAUCGUGACCCUGUAUGGAGUAUUUACGAUCCAAUUUUCUCCAAACAUGCCAUCACGCUGUCUACUUCUUGAACUCCUGGAUGUCAGUGUUUCGGAACUACUUUUAUAUUCUAGUCACCAAGGGUGUUCCAUGUGGAUGAUCCAGCACUGUGCCAGAGAUGUUUUAGAGGCCCUGGCUUUUCUUCACCAUGAGGGUUAUGUCCAUGCAGACCUAAAGCCACGUAACAUACUAUGGAGUGCAGAGAACGAGUGCUUUAAACUCAUUGACUUUGGUCUUAGCUUCAAAGAAGGCAAUCAGGAUGUAAAGUAUAUCCAGACAGACGGGUAUCGGGCUCCAGAAGCAGAAUUGCAGAAUUGUUUGGCCCAGGCUGGGCUACAGAGUGAAACGGAAUGUACCUCAGCUGUUGAUCUGUGGAGCCUCGGAAUCAUCUUACUGGAAAUGUUCUCAGGAAUGAAACUGAAGCAUACAGUCAGAUCUCAGGAAUGGAAGGCAAACAGUUCAGCUAUCAUUGAUCACAUAUUUGCCAGUAAAGCUGUGGUGACCUCUGCAAUCCCAGCCUAUCACCUCAGAGACCUUAUCAAAAGCAUGCUUCAUGAUGACCCAGGCAGAAGAAUUCCAGCUGACAUGGCACUGUGCAGUCCCUUCUUUAGCAUUCCUUUUGCCCCUCAUAUUGAAGAUUUGGUAAUGCUUCCUACUCCUGUGUUAAGACUGCUGAAUGUUUUGGAUGAUGACUAUCUUGAGAAUGAGGAAGAAUAUGAAGAUGUGGUAGAAGAUGUGAGAGAGGAGUGUCAGAAGUAUGGGCCAGUGGUGUCUCUGCUUGUUCCAAAGGAGAAUCCUGGCAGAGGUCAGGUCUUUGUUGAAUAUGCAAAUGCCGGCGAUUCCAAAGCUGCCCAAAAAUUACUGACUGGAAGGAUGUUUGAUGGGAAGUUUGUUGUGGCUACAUUCUACCCACUGAGUGCCUAUAAGAGGGGAUAUCUGUACCAAACCUUGCUUUAAUCACUGACCUGCUAUCAGGAGACUUGUUAGCUCCUCUUCUUCCAUUUUCUAGGUUAUUGUGUUUCCCAUCUGAAUGCAAAAGAAGCUUACCAUCCUAUCAGGAGUAAUUUGUAUAUUUAAUCCUAUUGGCCUACCGCGUUUUCCAAACAGUGAUUGCAGACUAAAUCAUACUUCAUACUGGGUAGGACAGGAGACCUUCUGCCUAAACACUGAAGUGUUUUAUAGCAUCCAUAUGGCAUCCCUUGUCUCUGCAGUAGGGCAGGUGCUGACAUUCAAUUAGAAUCCAGAAAAGUAAUUCAGUAGUAUGGUCAUGGAGCAAGAGUUACUAAUAACGUGUUCCAAUGAAUGUUUCACCAAAAAUAUUAGGAUGUUAACACCAGUUAGAGAUUAUUUUUGUCUUGUCAGGUAAUUUUUCUUAUAAUUGAUAUCCAUAACUGGCAUUGGAUGUUCUCAGUACUAUUAAGUAAUGAAUGCUUAGGCAGUAAUUUACUAGUUGGUUUUUAACAUGAAGUUGUGAUUUUUUAAAAGGAGUACUUUAGCCCUGAAUGUUCCUUUAAAGAAACUCCAGUGAGGCUACCUAAACAUUUUUAUUUUAAUUGAAGCAUUUAAAUUGAAAAGUUAAUGAUUAAUCUUGCACAAUUUUUAUGCCUGGUAUGGGGGUGUCUGUGUGUGUGUGUGUGUGUGUGUUUGGUUGCCAAAGUCAGAUGUGUGUCUUCUGUUGCUUAAUACAGUUUAGGCUUAUUGUUUUCCUCUAUGUGUCUCAGAGCUAUAAGAUAGGAGAAAGAAAUUUGGUAAUAUAGGUGCUCAGUUGUAAUUUCUAUACAUUUCAAAAUAGGCCAUUCAUUCCUGAGUAGUUUAUAGCAAGCUUUGGGAUUGGAAGAAUAAUGAGAAGGGGAAAAGUAAAAUCUAAACUGUAAUUUUUUUAAUGUACAUUGAAAUCCUUUUAAAAGUGAAUCUAAGGAAUUGAAGAAAUUUAUUUACUUUAGGAGUUUUGCUACACAUACAUUUUCAUAUCAUCCAGUCUGGUGUAGGGCUUAUAUAAGCCCAGCAGUAAGACUUCUUGAGCUAUGCUUUUCUCUGCUGCAAAAAAAAUUAAACUGGGAUCAAAAAGGAUGGAAUUAGGCAAAAUGUAUAAGAAGGGGAAGAAAAGUCAGGCAAAAGAUGUAGAAGGUCAGAUUUUUCUUUUUUAAUGUUCUCUUAUUUCUUUUUGGUAGAAACAGCAGUUGAAGGAGCUGAGUGGACUGGCUUUGGAUUGCAGAUGGUUUAGAAAGCAAUAGUGAUGUGUUGUUAAUGGAGAGGUGGAGAGCAAAGAGACAGAAGAGUACCUCUGUACUUGGCUCUAAGAGAUUCAGAAUCUGAGCUGCUAAAUCAAAUGUGAUAUGAGGAUUUCAAUAUUAAUGAGUUCAUUGGAUGUAUAUUCUGUUUAUGCAGUUAUGUUCUUCAUAGUGGUGCUUGAGACUAUUUUCCCUAAUAUGUUUCCUUUAAAGGAUUUCACUGUAUUAAAAUUAGGAAGUGUGAAUAUCAAUAGAUAGCACUGAUGCUUUCAACUUCUAAUGAGUGUAAAAAAUUGUAUAAUAAUAUGAAUUGUCUAUUCCCUUAUGAACCAAGUGUUUUUGUAAAAAGGAAAAUGUCUUGUUCUUUCCAGACUGGAAACUGAUAGCAGUGACCCUCUUCAUGGUCUUGCCUUGUGUAUGACAUGUGUAGGCCACUAAUUGUAAUUAGAUUAAUCAGAAUUUUCAUUUUAGAGUGAGCUUUUUUAGCGUUUUAAAUGAGUCUGUGUUUGCCAUAUUUAGUGUUAUUUAGGCAUACUGGAAUUUCCUCAUAAAAGUCUUUAUUGUAGAUGACCUUAUUUAUUGAUGUACUGAAAGGACUUGGUUAUAAGGUAGUCUCAUCUAUAAGAUGAUUCUAUGGCAUGUGCCCCAGAGAUACCAAUAUAGUGAGGGUGCACUGUGUUUUUUAAAUGAAGAACCAUUACUAUUAUUUUAACCUUCUUCUUAGAACCCUUUUUUCUAGAUUUAAGAUUCACCCAUAGAUCCAGUGAUGCAGAGAACCUAAGCUUACCUGAAACAUGAACUCAUCUUCCUUUUAUCUUGAUGGUAACUUCCAUAGUGGUUAGUAAAACCGGGUCUUUACUUCGAAGGCAUAGAGGUUGAUGGGCACAGAACACAAGUAAAUUCUUCUUAAUGAAAAGUAUUCUACAUCAAUAGAUGUAGCAUUUUCAUCUCUUCAAAAAUAUCCUCAGAAGUAAACUGCAGGUAGACUGUUAGUUCAAUGUGCUGCUGGAAUCCUGAUGCUGAACUCAGCGUUUUUUACUUGAUUAUUUUCCUGCUGAUGACGUCUUUGUACGCAUACUGUACACUGUAUUGUGUAGUUAACACAGAGACUGUAGAAUUUUAUCACACGACAUUUUGAGGAUCAAGAAGAUUAUGGUGAGCUUAAGCAAGAUAGUGCUUUGAGAUGCCAAGGUGAUUUUUAAAACUAUCAAGUCAAAACAAAACAAAGGACCUGUAGCCACUUACAAUGUGUUUGAAAUUGUAAGGCCUUUCAUAGAUCUUGGCUUAGCAUUACUACCAAAGAUGAUAUUGGCUGGUCUUUUCCCCAUCCUAAUUUUCACAUAGUUAAUCUUUUGAAGUCAGACCACAUAAUGCAAUUUAUUACAAUUCAUCUUUAGGAUAAAAUGUAGGGUAAGAUUUUGAUGAUUUGAAAUCAGUAAGGAUCUUCUGAUCGUUUUUCAGUGGAGCAGGAUAAAGGGGUCUGUUAUCACUCAACCCCUAGCCUCCUGGCCAAGUUGUAACUCAGGUAAUUAUUUUUCUGCUUUUAUGCCUACACUUCCUUUUCUCAGCUAUUAUCCCGGCACUUGUACUGAUUGAGUUGAUUUUUCUCCCCUAAUUUCCUUCACUUAACUAUUCCAUCGUAUUAACAUAAAACUACCAGAUAGCUGCCAUUUGCUCCCACAAAAGUAGUGAAUACAUAAAAUCCUUUCUAAACAAUCUAUUUUGGUCCCUUGGAAUCCUUCAGUGAGAGAUGCUGUCGGUAGUAACUUCCAAAGCUUUUGUGCGUGUGGAGGAAAUAGAAGUGAUUUUGACUGUUGAGUUACACUUUGACACCUCUCACUCUACAAGAAUAGUACUAACUAAAGGUUAGUGUCAAUUGUGUUUCAAGGGAACUAAAAAAUAUGAAGUCUCUUGCAAUAAGGAAACUUUAUAGUUAUUACUAUUGGAUGUCUUCCUUGCCUUGCAAUCAUCAAGACAGUAUCACUCUUUUGAGGAGUUCCUUUUCUACUGUGACUUGACCUGAAAAUAAGACUGCCUUUAUUUGAGUCAUCCUCUUCCCCCGAGUCUCACCAAGGUAAAGAUUUGCCUUCUUUUUUGGAUUCAUGCUGCUAAACAGUCCUGAGAUUACCCUUCUAUUAAAUGAACCUUUUAAAUAUCCAAAAUCUUUGUUUAAUGUGUUCUCUUUUACAAUAAUGAUAUUACUUUUACUGAUGUUAUAACUAUUGAUCACAUUCAUUAUAAGUAAUUCUAGAGUACAUUGCAGUGAUGUGCAGAGAAGGCCAAGAGAAAAAAUGACAGCAGAAUGUUCAACAUAAUAUUUCAUAAGGGAUUUAGUAGUGUGGCCACUAAAACCUGCUGAUAAAGAGGAUGCUAUCCUGCCAUUGAUUUGGCAUUAUUUAUCAAAUAUAAUUGAUGUUAGUUAUAAUUUAAGUCUUAUUUUAUUAAUAAGUUGGGCCCAUUUCAAGUUUGUUCAUUAGACAGUGCCCUGCCAUAUCAGUUGUUAUUGCAGCAUAACAUAUCUUUAAAUUGGACUUAAAAAAAACUAAUAUUUUGUGGAAAUGAGUUUAUCAGCAUAGUUGCACUUGAGGGCUCAUCACUAAAUUAACAUGUGCUGUAACCCUUACCUAGGAUGUAUAGAAUACCUGGGUAUGGCAUUAUUUAGAUUCAAGUAUACAUGCACUUAGAUAACUAAUUUUAGCUUAAUGGAUGUGGAUACGCAAAGAUUUAAGCAAGUGCCUUGUAUUUACUGGAAAAUAUUAAUAACCAUUUCAGUUGUGAGCCUUCUAAAUGGAGAAAUAAUUUUGUACUUUUCUCCUGGCAGAACUUUCAGAAUGAAAAUUUUCAGAAUAUAGUAACUCUCUUCAGGAUUCAGUAUUUACUUAAGUUGUUUCUUUUUUGUAGAAAACUGGUUACAUUUGGUUUUCUGAUGCCAUAAGUGUCGGAAAAAUAGAGUUGUCUGGCAGAAUUCCAUAUCUCCCCCCUCCAGUUUGAUUUUAUUUUUGUUAUGAUCAAGUCAUUGAAGCCAGUCAGUCUGACUCUGCUAUAUGAAUAUUCACCAAUGCUCUAAUUUCCUUUUUAAAGUUGCCGCAGUAUCAGCAGGCAUAGAUGGAUGGUCUUUGAUCUGUACUGUUGUAUUCUCAUCAGGGGUAUCACAGAUGUCUGGGAUCAUCUUUUGACAUGCAGAAGGUGGUCAUUUCUUCUUGAGGUGACCAAGAUAUCAUUUUUAUUUGUAGAAUUGUGGAUUUUUAAGCAAGGGUUAGUAAUGUCAGCCUUCUUAAUAAAUAAAAAAUUAUCCAGAUUCUAUAAAAAUGUAACUGUACCACAACUCUUGUGAUACUUUUAGUUCAGAUAAAUUAUCUUAGUUAUAGAGGAGUAUGACUAUUUUAAGCUUUGGGAGCAUCAUGAAUUUAAAUGUGGCAAUAUUUAUCUGAGUUUACUUUCUUGACCUACUGCCACAGGACAGUACCACAUUUAUCAUCUUCCCCUCCCCAUAAGUUUUUUUUUCUGUUACAUAAUCACUAAAAGAGAGAUACACAGUGACAUGUAGGUGGCAAGUAUUGUGGAUAUGUAAGUAACUUCACAAUUUAAACUAUUUCCAGUAUGAUAAGAGCAGUGGACAAUAGUACAGUAUCUGUUAACUAAAUGACAACUUGGAUCAAGUAGUCUUCAGAAUGCAAAACAGUGAAUACAACACCUUUUGGUCUCUUAAUACAAGGUUUUCCAUUCCUUUUCCUAUAUGACCUGAACUCUUCACUUUUCUUUAUACUGAAGGAAGUUUCAUAGGAUCCUAGGAUCAUAGCUUUAGAGCUGGAAGGGACCUUAGAAGUCAUUGAGUCCAAUCUCCCAUUUUGUACAUAAACAGGUAGAGAGGUAAAUUGAAUUGUCCAUGGUCAAUGGAUAUAGCUAGUAAGUGUCAGAGGCAGGACUGGAGCCCAGGUUUUCCUGGCUCCAGGUCCGGUGCUCUGUUUGCUAAUACUCUGCUGCCUCUUACCAGCUUUAUGGGAGUUGAUGUUUCACACCUGUUUCAUUUGCUUUAUUUCAUUAUUAUACUUCGUAUCUGUUUUGUUUGUGGCAACAUAACUAUUGGAUUACAUAUUAUCCAAUGAUUGCCUAAAAGGAAUACAAUUUCCCACAAAGUAGAGAAAUUUUUACCAUAAUUUGGAGAAAACAGGUGGAUAUUUUUAACAUUUUUUUCUGGUCUUGUUUCUCAUUAAUGUUAAUGUAAAUUCAGAAGGAAACUCACUCAAUUUACAUAUUGAUGAUGGAUCCUGAUUUUUUUGGUAGCAAGUGUAUUUUAAUACAAAGUAUUAAAGAUUACAUAGAUUACAAAUGUAGAGUUAGAGGGAACCUUAGAGGCCAUCUAGACCAGCCCCUUCAUUUUACAAAUAAAGAAACUGAGACCCAAGGAUUUGCCCAAGAUCACCUAGGUAGUGUCAGAGGUAGCAUUUGAACCCAGGUUCUCUGCCCACAAGUCUUCUUUUCACUUUACAAGGCUAUCUAUUAUUAUAGAAAUAAUUCGUACUUCUAACCCAAACUGGAAUAAAUAAAAAUUUUUCUAAUAAACCCUUCACAAAAGACUUAGGGUUACUUGUUGAAAUCAACUUUUAAUGGUCAACAUGUGUAUUACCCAUGGUAAAUGUUUUUAUCUCUAAUUGAAAUUGCUUUCCCCUUUCUUCCAGUAAGCCUACUACCCUUCACUUCCCAGCAUUCAGGUAGUGCAAAAUAUUAUUAAUUUAAUUAAUGUUAUUAGUACAUGGAAUCUAUAGAAUAAAAUCUUAUAAAAUAGUCCAAAACCACAUGUAAAUGACUUUUGAAUUGUUUUGUUUUCCUGGGUAGAGCUCCUUAUAUUUAAAAGUAGAGAAAUAGUAGUAAGAAAAUGGUCUUACCUAUACUGGCCUCAGUAAUCUUAAGCAUACUUAUUUACAAAUUUGAGUUCAUUUAAAAGAAAAAGAAAACAGCACUUCUUAUUCAGGACCUGAAAUGGAACUAUUCAUUAUCUUUCCUCCAAUAUCCCUCAGAAAAUCCUUAUUAGACCUUAUGAAGCCAGGCUUAAAAAAAAAAAGCCUAGUCCUCUUUUUUUUGUUUCUGUUUUGUAUUUUAAACUCAGUGAUCGCUGACUUUAGUGGGAACUGGUGUUUGGAAUCGCCCAUGUGAGUAAACUCAUCAUAAACUGGGAAAUAGCCAUCUCUGUAUUUCCAUUUGCACAUUGGAUAUAGUAGGUGGCAUUAGUAUGCACUAGCUGCAAAGUAAUAGCACCUUAUUGGAGUAAAUAGUGUUUAUUUAUAAAGAUGUGUAGGGUUUUUUAUGUGUGCAUCUAUGUAGAAUGUUCACUUUAACAAAUGUGAAACUUGGUAUAAUUUAAUAUCUUUUUUCAUAGUAUUUGACCCUUUUGUUUAUUUUACUUUCAUAAAAUCUGAAAUCAUUCAACAUUCCUUUAGAUUCUCUGUUUCUAAGCUUGGGUAGCAGGGGUUGUACUCCCACAAAGGGCUUUCUGUCUUUGCUACCUUUUGUUCACUCUCAGAAAUCCAUUUAUUAUGAUCAAGAAGGUUUAAUCUUAGUUGCCUCCACUAUCAGCAGUAAAAUGGUGGUGGAUGUUAAGACCUACUACAUUGACUCCAGAAAUACACAACUAUUGUGGUUUUUUUAGAGUAAGUUAUGAUUGAAAAAGAGAAAGAAUACUUAAACCAAAGCCAGUUAUGGGGAGUAUUCUCUUCCUGACGUCCACCUUCACCUCAGUACUACAAGGAAACUGCAGUGCAUAGUGAACAAUCCAAUGCAUUGUCUCUGUGACAUUUCUACAGAAGGUCUCAGUGCUUAGUCUAUUUGUCUUGGCCUUUCUUGGCUCUAUGGAUGGGUUCUGGUCUAGGUGAGUUUCUUACUACUUCUGUAAGGUUUUUGCUUUUAAAUAAUUGAACAGAACAGUAAAUAUAGACUUGUGUCAACACCAAGAAAUAAAACUGCUUUAUUCUAAUUGUAUGCAAAGACACUAAUUGUUUUUUAACUUUCCAUUCAAGCCUUUUUGGGUAUUAAGGUUUUUUGCUAUUGAAUAGCAAAGAACUUCCAUUUGUCUUCUACUUUUCCUUUGCCCUAAAAGUAUAAACACUGCAUUUCAGUUUGACUGUGUUGCAUAUAGUUGGUUUGCUGUAAAUUUUCUUGUAAACACGAUUGCCUUGUUCAGUUUUGCUGUAAACUGACUCACCAUAUGAUGCACUGUUGAUAUGUUUUCUGAUGUGUGCUUGAUAAGAGUGAUGAAAUAAAGCUUAAAAUAUGUAUUGUUUGUUUAUUCAAA